Molecule: messenger RNA, 948 nt
Organism: Purpureocillium lilacinum
Lineage: Eukaryota; Fungi; Ascomycota; Sordariomycetes; Hypocreales; Ophiocordycipitaceae
Molecular function (GO): oxidoreductase activity
Source: RefSeq, a predicted model, not a curated record
AUGGCGUCGGCGCCCUCACCCUCGGGCCCCCUCACCAAGGUCCUGCUGGUCGGCGCAAACGGUACCGUUGGCAGCGUUAUUCUCGAGGGCCUCGUCCAAGCCCGAUGCUUCGACGUCUCCGUGCUGCGACGCUCCACCUCUACCUCGCCUCCAACGGACGCCGCCGUGCGGACCGUCUCCGUCUCGCCGGAUCUGCCGCUCGAUGAGCUCACGGCCGCCUGCGAGGGCCAGGAUGCUGUCGUCGCCGCGUUCCCCCUCAAAGAUGUCUCGCAGCACUUGCGCCUCGUCGAGGCCGCAUUCCGCGCUGGCGUGCGACGCUUUAUUCCUGCCGACUACGGCAGCUGCGAUGCCGCGAGCCCCCAGCCUCAGCAUCAUUUGAAGCUGUAUCGCGACAAGACGCUCGUCCGCGACAAGUGCGAGACGCUCGGCGAGCACGCCGCCCGCGACGGCAAGCCCUUUACCUGGACGAGCAUCAUCUGCGGCCACUUUUUCGACUACGGGCUCGAGGGCGGCCUGCUGCACUUUAACCUGGAUACCCACAAGGCCCAGAUCCUAGACGGCGGAGACAUCAAGGCCUCGGCGUCGACGCUGCGCCGCGUCGCGGAGAGCGUGGUUGCUGUUUUGCAGCGACUUGACGUCACGCGCAACCGCGCCGUCUACGUACAGAGUUUCUGCCCGACGCAGCUUGAGGUGCUGGCGGCCCUGGAGCGAGCCACGGGCACGGCCUGGCACACCCAACACCUCGACUCCAACGCCUACCUCGAGCGCCAGAGCAAGCUGCUUGCCGAGGGCGACCACGAGGCCACCGAGGAGAUUGUCUUUGUGCUGGGAACAGUCGAUGCGGACUGGACAACGCGCGAUGGGUUUGCCAUGGAGCUGCUGGGGUUGCAGGACGAGAAGCUCGACGAUGUGGUAGCCGCCGUAGUGGCCAAGCACAAGGCCAAAUAA